Messenger RNA from Aspergillus puulaauensis, 1299 nucleotides. RefSeq lists its product as uncharacterized. The transcript has 2 exons. NCBI's taxonomy places the organism in Eukaryota, Fungi, Ascomycota, Eurotiomycetes, Eurotiales, Aspergillaceae. The record is from RefSeq and is a predicted model, not a curated record. The coding region runs from base 1 to 1299 and encodes 432 amino acids.
AUGGUAGCAGAGGAAAUUGAAGAAACAAUCGAUGAAGUUGACACCUCCGGCGACAACAAAAAGAUGCAACCAGAUGGGUUAGAGCGCUUGGAGUUUGAACAACGCAUUAAGAGAGACUGCACUCGCCAGCAGUUCUUGAAGGAAUCGACCGGUGAUAGCCUACCCAGAGGUCACCAGCAAAACCUCGCCAUUACCCCAGUAAACCACCUGGAGAUUCUUGGGCAUAUCAUCAAAACAGCCGCCAAAGAAAUUAAGAACUUCGCCGAACUCAAUGAAGAGUUGGGAGUUGAACAGAUAAAGGAGAUCUUACAAGAAGGUCUGAACCCAGCUAUCCCGUCUAUAUCUAUAUGCCAGGGUGGGCUGUUCGGUUCAGAAUCAAUCAAAGAGCUGGGCCAACAUGCCGAGAGCCCUGUGCAUUCAACAAAGGCAAGUGUAUACCUGCAUAUCCUCUCACCAAAAUCCUGCCCGGGCAGGUUCUGCCUGUAUAUUGGACAGAGUGCCUGCCUUAAGCAGCGCAUUAACGAUGGCAUUCGUGGCCGGCUUACCAAGGAGAGCCUGUCUCUCCAUUACUCUGUGUGGAACUCCGAAGAGAUGGAGUCAACGUGGGUGGGCCUGUAUACCCACCAAGGCCACCCAGACUUGCUCCCCAGGCAGGACCGGCUGCUUUUGAAUAUGGCAGAGAUGUGGCCAUGCUGCGUUUUCCAGACCUUAACCGCUCACCACCUGGAUCAAUACCUCCCCAAUCAUUAUGAGGAGCCCUGGGCCGGCUAUCACCUUAAUGUAGCCCUACCCCUCCUGCAACCCUUCUCGGUAAAAGAGAAGGCAGAAGCCACCGUUUUAAGAAAUCGGGAGUCUUUUGGGAAAUACAUCGCCGCCAGUCCCGAUGACCGGGAAUGGGCAACAGGCCUAAGGGCAGCAUUCCAUGCCCUUAGGGACGCCCCGGACCCGGUCAUUUGGGGGUAUCACAAGGAAAGGCUAGGGGAGAGUUUGAAAGCAGCCCACAAUGCCAUCCAACAAAGAAUAAUCACCAGCAUGCGGGAGUACCUCUCUGGAAAAGAGGAGAGGGUCAAUGUCGAUGUCUUCACGCGGAGGGAGUAUAGCUGGGAGAGGACCUGGUCUUCAUGCGGCGGGACCCAAAUUGCAAUAUCAGUAGAUUUUGGUCUAAAUCUACACCAAGGCGAUUCGUUGUUCGUACAAUUACACCUAGCAGAGGCCAUCCACCCAUAUAAGUACACCACCAUGGCCGGGCCUAAUGACCCCGCCCGCAGACUCGCAAUAUCAAUAAGCCGCCGGGACUAG